This is a messenger RNA of Nylanderia fulva, 6765 nucleotides long. It is a transcript of the gene Atg17, whose product is annotated as autophagy-related 17. The record is from RefSeq and is a predicted model, not a curated record. Gene Ontology annotation, molecular function: molecular adaptor activity; protein kinase binding. Gene Ontology annotation, cellular component: Atg1/ULK1 kinase complex; phagophore assembly site membrane. Lineage: Eukaryota; Metazoa; Arthropoda; Insecta; Hymenoptera; Formicidae. Gene Ontology annotation, biological process: autophagy of peroxisome; piecemeal microautophagy of the nucleus; autophagosome assembly.
GACUCGAUAGUAAACAGCUGGCGACGCUCUGCGUCAGUGCGAAACGUUGAACGGUGCUGCGCGGAGCUGGGUCAUUUGUCUUCUCUCCUCCUACUUUUUUUCUUUCUUCACGUCUAAUUAUAUAUCCUUCCGACCGACGCAUUCUUGGCCACUGUCCAACCAGUCCUCGCGAGUGUAAAGCGCAAAAACAUUCCAAGUAACAUUCGUCUGUAUCGACGAGAGAGAGCUCUGCGUCGUUGUGGAAAAGCCGCGGGGAAAGCGGAGUCUCUUUGUUCGAUGCGACGCGACGGCUCUGCGCAUAGACUGGCGGUGGCGCAGCAUCGUCUGUGUGUUGUGUCGUGCGGUCGGUUUGGUACUUUCGUCGUCCCUCAUGCGUAAGACGGGACGCGAGCCAAGAAUACACAUGACUAUUAAUAGUAGUAAAUCUACGUAUUGCGCAUUGUCGCAUCAAUCGCGCAGAUUCGACAAGUAGGAAAGAAUCCUUGUCCCCGAAUCCUCGUCGAUGUGAACGUCGAGCAAAACGGGAGAAAAAAAAGGAUAGAGAGGGAGAGAGAAAACGCAGCGGACGCGGUAGCGUAACGCGGCGCGUGAGUGCUUUGUUUUGGCGAGCAGCUGAUCCGAGGCGGCUGUCCGUACGUGACACGAUAGACGCGAAACACGCGUCAGCCUGCACAUUUAUAUCUCUCCGACGUUAGGAGCGAUCGGCUGCUUGCGCGCGAGCGCAUUUUCGCCAAAACCCGGAAAGCCGCUGCUGUUGGAACAAAAGUAGACGUCCGCCGAUUGAUUUCGAUGCCUACCUAAACGUGUAGAGGCGGCAACUUGGCAGCUCGAAUCGAUCGCGCCAACGGAGACGCUCCGAGAGAGACGGAAAGAGAGAUUUAAAGAACGCUCGGCUUCCUCCCUUCGAGAUUUCUUGAGGGAAAUCCCAUAUGAAAAUAUACUCUGGUGACGUUUCAAUUAAAUUCUUGAACAUCGCGUCCGCUAAAUUGAUUGUGAGGCUCGAUGACACGUUCGUGAAUCACGAAUUGCGUUGCACGAAGAUUGCGACGUAAGGUUGCACUAGGUGACGUGAUCGACCCGGUGUUUCUAGUCUCCGCGGAAAGUAGAAAGCGGAGUCGAUCAUAAAAUCGUAAGAACGACGUCCCGCUGUUAGUAGUUUAGUCCCUGCGAAAAGAUUCCAGUUUUCAAAGAAUUAGCUUUUCCGCAGUCGCGGAACAAAGGAAACAAAGAACUGGCGCGACGCCCCAUAGUGAGGAAAGACGGUUAGAGCCGAUCUCUUGGGAUUUUCGAGACCAUAUAACCUUUAAAUCCCAGGUAGAGAGGCUGCGAAGGAAUUUUCGAAGCGCACUCGAGAAAUCUGGAUGAUAUUGCGCGACGUGGUGCGACUCUCACGUAGCUGGGCUUCGUCUCGAGACCGACGUCGAGAAUCAUCGCGUUGAUCGAUGCGGCAUAGUCUCGAAGGGGCCGUCCUCGCGAACGACCAGGAACGUGGGGUACGGCCCCGAUCGAGCUGACUAGACGAACCGUCGAGGCCGUGGGCCUCCUGUUGCUGACGGGGCCCGUGACGGCGGCGAAUACAUCCACGUUUCUCUGUCGUUGAAGACUUUUAACCGACUUCCACGAUGCUCUACAUCUUUCACGUUGACACCGGCACUACCAUCACCUUCGACAUCAAACUGGCUCUGCAAAACGUGAGCCAGCUGAUGGAAGCGAUCGAGAGGGAAUGCGGUGUAGUAGCGACGCAUCAGGUGCUGCUUAUGAGCGGAGGCGAGUGCCUGGAACCCACUGCACGCGUAUGCUCUUACUCGGCUGGAACCGACACGAAUCCGAUCUAUCUGUUCAGCAAGGCUGCCAUUGAGAAUAGCCUUCCGCCCACGCCGAGUAUAGAUUACGGUUCCGAUGUGGAUCUUCAGUCCCAGAUCGAUGCUUCGCUGGCGAUGCCGGCCACCUACCAGACCCUCUGUGCACGUGCCCAUCUGGCUCAGCAGUGUUGCGGCCUGGCACGAGAGCAGACGAGAAUCUGCGAGAAGCUAGUUCACGAUCAGCACCUUCAACAGCAGGGUUGGGCCGCGGUAGUUGCAAAUCUUGAGGAUAUCACGCAAAUGUUUCAGUCACGUGCCGAGCAAUUCCAACAAGCCUUUGUCGUGUAUCUCGCGGAGAGGCAGCAACAUAUGAAGCUCCUUGAGAAUUUUAAUGCCGAUCUUGGUACUCUCGCGAAAAUUCCUAUUUUGCCGGCUUUGAGAGCUCAAGCGGAGGGCUUGUUGAGUCCGGAUGACCAGCCCAGUCAAUCGUCUGAAGCUACGUCGGAGAGUCCCGUGGAAGUACUAAGCUUGCUUCGAUGGAUUUCGGCGAAAGACAAUCAGAGCAGUUUGGAGCAAGUGGCGGAGCAAUGCUCGCGCGGCUUGGAGCAGUUCGAUGAACGAUUGAUGCAGACUUUGAAAGCCGAAGUGAACGGGGCCAUCGAUAGCGCCAACAAGCAGGAUAUGAAGGAGAUCAAGGGUUUAGGCGAGAGGCUGUACGCUCUGGAACAGCUAAUGGCGCAGACCAAAAAGCUCGUUCACGAGCAGGGUGAAUUGGCUCAAGGUUUCCUGCAGAAUCAGAGUCGGGCGAGCAACCUGGGCGAUGCGAGCGUUUUGCCCGACCUUUGCACCUCCCAUCGACGGCAAUUGCUGGUGAUGUUGCAGAAUCACAAUCAAUUGCGUGACAUCCGUCGCAGAUGCACCAAAGCGAAAGAGGAACUGUCGGUGAACAUCUAUCAUCGUCUCAAGUGGAUCAUGUACGUGGAAAACAAGAUGGUGGAAGUCGGCAACAAGUUGAUCAUAUAUCACGAAAGCUUAAAGCGAUUGAGAAGGCAUCUGGAAGUGCUCCAACAAAUUCAUUUGGCUCCGCAAAUGUACAUAAGCGCGGUGAUCGAAGUGGUCAGAAGGCGCACAUUCUCGGAAGCCUUUCUUGUAUGGGCCAGCAAUCUGGCUUGCCAGCUGCUGACCGUUCACAGCGAAGAGCUGGCGCGUAGACGAGAGUUUCAGAGCAAAUUCAACGGCCACUUCUUGAACACCCUCUUCCCGGGUCUGGAAGACACGCCGCCGCCUUUCGCGACACAGGCACCUUCCGUUUUUGACAACGGAUUACCCAAGCUAACCGCGGACGACAUGGAGUCAUUGAGAUCGCAGCUUCCUGAUUUGGCGCUUACCAUCUCUACGCCAGAUUUAAACAACAUUACACAAUUCUUUCUAUCCAAGAGCUUCACUGAAGGCAGCACUGAUGACAUCAAGAAAGACGCUACAUCAGUGAGCAUUGAUAUUUCAACAAAGGAACAAGAGCGCGCUAGAGCGCCGAUAUUGUCCGACAGGGGUGAUUUUGAAUCCGAAACAGAUACGGAGGAAUUUGAAAAGAUCAGUCAGGCCGGUGCUGACGCGAGCAAGCCCGGCGGGUUCGACGGAGCGAAACAGAAGCGGCAGAAGCAAUUGGAGGUUGGUGCCUCACGAAGCGUGUCCCCCGCUUCGUCGACCUCGACUAACGUCUCCCCGUUAAAUUCGAAAGUCGCGGAUUUAACGACGCGUUCGUCCACGUCAAGCGAACCCGGCUCUUUCCAAUUUCCCAGCCUGUCCGCCACGAGCGAGCGUCCGGCGCAGCUGAGUCCGCUGACUGAGUGCGCGGAAAACGGCGCCGCCGAUUCAUCCUCCGUUUGUCUGCUCCGUAACAACGCGAGUGGCCUAUCAAACUAUCGCGACACUCUGCCGCUCGAGGAACAGCAUUCCCUGAGUCCAAAUCCCCCUUCCUUACCACGGUCCUCCGUCAUGUGCGACGACCAGCAGCAUCAUUAUCAUCAUCCGUUGUCCGGUAGCGGUGGUAGCAGUCCCUCUGUCGGCGUAGGCGCUACCGAUUUUAUGGGUACCGAGUUUUACAUGGACGAGUCUCUACCGAGCAGUCUCAGUGAACAUCCUGUCAUCGACGGCCAGCAUCAGGCUAUUGUGUCCCUCCUUCAGGAAAAUCUCGGUAACACACGCGAGGAAGUGGAAAGAUUGCAAUCCAUUCUAAAGACUAUGAAGGUAGUCGUAUGCGAGGAAUUGAGUUCCGUACGGAACGAACUGACGAUUCUGCGUGAUCAAUCCAAAAAGGAUAAGAACGGUAUCGCUGAGAUGACGGAGCGCGUACGAGUGGCGUUGUCCUUGUAUUCCCGCGAGUGUGAUCGACGUCUUCAAGAGCGCGAGCAGGAGUUAACGCUCGAGCACGAGUUCGAGAUCACGGACGUCAAGAAGCUGAUACAGAGUCACAAGGAAGAAAUUUGCACGCUGAAGGAUAAUCUCCUGGAAAAGGAGACGGAAUUGACGGAGCACGAGCGACUGAUGGCUACGAUGCGUCAAAAGCUGGAGGACGAGCAGAUUGAGAGGGGGGAUCUGCAGACCCGUCUGCACCAGCAGCUCGAGGACUAUUCGAGAAUAUUAGAACAAGCGCGCCUAGAGAAAGAAGAGGCUGUGAAGAAGACGAACGAUGAGAGAUUUCUCGAGAUCACGUCUCUGACGAAUUCUUUGACGCAAUGUCAGAAGCGGAUUCACGAAUUGGAAGAGAACCUGAUCGCUGCUCGCAAUGAUCAGGAAAGAAUGGUGAAAGAGGUAACUGAUAAGUUCCAAAUAGAAUAUAAGACGGAGCUGGAAACGAUUCGAAGCCGCUUCAAACUAAUGGCCGCCUCUACCAUGGAAAGAAGUCCCAGCGAUUCCAGUCUAGAGAGGAUUGAGCGGACAGAUGUUAUCGAGCUGGCUAAUCACGAAGCGAUUUUAGAGCAAACGAGGGAAAAUAUGAAAGUGGAAAACGCCAUGGCAGUUCGUACUGCUAUAGAAAAGGAGAGAGCUGAUUGUAUGAUAAAAUUAGAUAACGAAUUGAAAUUAGCAAAGAAAGUAGUUGAAGAGAAAAACAGGGAGAUUGAGAUACACAAAUUAAGAACAGCUAUGUUGAUCAAAGAGAGCAACAGUUACAAGGCUACGAUAGAUCGAUUAAAUGGAGAAUUUGGAUUGAAGUCGGAAACGCGACAAACUAUGAAGGAGAAGGUGAAAAAUCUUGAAGCAGACAAAACGUGGCUAGAGAGCAAAGAGGCUGCAGAAAAGAUGCGAACGAUUCUGGAACAAAACAAAGAUAAUCUAUACUCUCUAGAAUCUGAAAUAUGCAAGGAUUUAACCUAUGAUCGAUUGGAUGGCAGUCAAGUCGAUCUGGAAGAAGCUUUCAAAGAUCCGGAAUCCGAAAAAUACGAAGUUGAGGUCUCGGAAUCAAAGAAAGUGCGACUGGAGACUGAUGAUGACGAUCUGGCUCGGCUAUCGAGACGACUUGAAAUUUUAGAAAAUGACAACAAGAGGCUGUCUUGCGAGUUGAAUUCAAUACGUGCGAGCAAAAUGGCGGCUGAAGCAAAGGUAGAGGCAUUAAUGACGGAUAAGAUCUGUUUGGAAAUCGAAUUACUGAAGGAACGAACCAAGCGGGAACUUGGUAUCGACUCAUCGUUGUUACCCUCCGAGACUCGCGAUAGGGAUAUGAUUGCGUCGGUCGCGGUAGUGUCAGAUUCUAGUUCGAGUCGAGAUGCGGCCACCAGUCCGGAGCCGAGUCGACGAUCAUCUUCCAAAUCCAUAUGCUUCCAUCCCCUUCCCUCGUAUAUACCUAAGAAGGUCGCGGACAAAGUGGCCAAGAUGGUGCAACAGGGAAUCAUCACCGUCACCAGUUGCAAUCCAGGUGACAUGAUAUUGAUAGUCUGGGACAACACACACCGCAACUAUGCGGUGUAUCAGGAAUCUACGACCCUUUAUUUUCUACAUUCGGACUACGUUGACGCACUGGACAUAGGGAUAAACUCGAGCGGUUCUCGGAAAUGCGUUCUCGCUGAAGUGAUCGAUAAGGAGUAUUGUCACGCGAGAAAGCAUGAAAAUCGGUAUCACGUCCCACGUGGCACGAAAUUUUACAGAGUGCGCGCUAAACCGCGAGAUGUACGCGCAUUGACGGACGAAACGGGUGCGGGAAUGUCGCAAAGUCAACUACCGUAACUCUACCAUAAAUUCAGAAAUCUAAAUGUCGAGAAUCCUCGGAUUCUUGCCUAGUACAAGCGCUGUGAUCGAGGAUUUGCGUCGACAGGUCACGUUUUGUCACGAGACCCAGUUACCCGGAACGCAAAUCCCGAACUUACGUCUCCGCAACCAUCCGGAAAACCUCUAGGCUAAAACCUGCCAGAGCCUCUAGACGCAUCCUUGAUAUCGAUGAACAUUAGGGCGAUGAUGAUCCUCGAUUGAAUGAGGUAUGUGCAAGUUGGAUAAACACGUAAAGAGAGAUGGAAGGAUGCGCCGGCGUUUUUUAUUGUGAUAUAAGUAAUUUUUAAACGAGUGAAACAUAUAUGCCGAAUGCUGUGGUUAGCUGUGAAGCGUAACGAUAUUUGUAUUCUUUGACUCUUUUCUUUUUCCAUAAAUGAGAAAACAAAAGUAUGUGAAUGCGGUCGACGAUUACUUUUUCAAUAAUUUGAUAGGCUGACCAAUAGAAUGAGAGAGAGAGAGAGAGAAAGAGAAAAGAGAUUGUUUGACUUCAACAUUAGAUGUACGAUGCGAGAAGACGAAAGCGAGUCUCUCGAGCAACGUUCAGCUUUCCCUUAUCGCACUUCGAUAAUUACCUUUGCAUUAUACGAAACAAGAAAAAAACGUAAUCGUAAGUUUUACAAAACGAUAUAGGAGAGAGUAUAUGUGCGAUUUAUGUAUUAUAAAUACAUGAUAAUCGCAUUAGGUAAUUAAUACAUAUAUG